This is a messenger RNA of Myodes glareolus (Bank vole), 2298 nucleotides long. RefSeq names its product caveolae associated protein 2 (gene Cavin2). Gene Ontology annotation, cellular component: cytoplasm; caveola. NCBI's taxonomy places the organism in Eukaryota, Metazoa, Chordata, Mammalia, Rodentia, Cricetidae. The record is from RefSeq and is a predicted model, not a curated record. Gene Ontology annotation, molecular function: protein kinase C binding.
CCCGCCUCUAAAUGAACUCAUGAUUGAAAUAUGGCAUUGAAUUUGUUUUAAAAAGGGAAGGCGUGUAGGAAAGAAAAGCGAACGCGGUCAAGAGCUUUGGCUUGUGGGGAACGUGGUUAGGAAGUGUUUGCUUGUCGCUGCACCCGGAGUGGGUCCAGUAACCUUUGCCUCCCACUGGGUGGAGUAGGGCCUUUAAGAGCAGUUGGAAUGCAGUUCCCCUGAUCAGCUUAGCCGGUUAUUCCCUGCUUGAACCUCUGCUAGCCCUGGAGAACAGUGUCCGGUUCAGACCAACGGAUCUCCUGCGCUCUGCAGUCACCACAGCCCACUUCUUGCCUGAGCGAGAAACUUUGCAGCGGGGGAAGUAGGCUCCCAUCUGUGCAGCCAUGGGAGAGGACGCUGUACAAGCAGAAAAGUUCCAGCACCCAAAUGCGGACGCCCGCCAGGAGAAGCCAUCCAGCCCCAGCCCGAUGCCUUCCUCCACACCGAGCCCCAGCCUGAACCUGGGCUCCACAGAUGAGGCCAUCCGGGACAACUCGCAGGUGAACGCGGUGACCGUGCACACACUCCUGGACAAGCUAGUCAACAUGCUGGACACCGUGAGGGAGAACCAGCACAACAUGGAGCAGCGGCAGAUCAACCUGGAGGGCUCCGUGAAGGGCAUCCAGAACGACCUCACCAAGCUCUCCAAGUACCAGGCCUCCACCAGCAACACCGUGAACAAGCUGCUGGAGAAGUCUCGCAAGGUCAGCGCUCACACGCGCGCCGUCCGGGAGCGCCUGGAGAGGCAGUGCGUGCAGGUGAAGAGAUUGGAGAACAAUCACGCCCAGCUCCUCCGCCGCAACCACUUCAAAGUGCUCAUCUUCCAGGAAGAAAGUGAGAUCCCUGCCGGUGUGUUUGUGAAGGAGCCGGUUCCCGCUCCUGCAGAAGGCAAGGAGGAGCUGGCUGAGGAAAAUAAGUCCUUGGAGGAGGCACUGCACAACGUGGAGCUCUCCUCCGAUGAUGAAUUGCCCUGUGAUGAGGAAGCCCUGGAAGACAGCGCCGACGAGAAGCUGGAAGAAAGCAGGGCGGAGAAAAUAAAGAGAUCCAGCCUGAGGAAAGUGGAUAGCCUCAAGAAAGCCUUUUCUCGCCAGAACAUCGAGAAAAAGAUGAACAAGCUGGGCACAAAGAUCGUAUCUGUUGAGAGGCGGGAAAAGAUUAAGAAAUCGCUCGCAUCCACCCACCAGAAAGCCUCUUCGGGGAUAAGCUCCCCUUUCAAGGUUUCUCCCCUGUCCUUCGGUAGGAAGAAAGUCCGAGAGGGAGAAAGCUCAGCAGAAAAUGAGACCAAGUUGGAAGACCAGAGCUCCUUCACAGAGGGUGUUUCCGAAGCAUCCCUCGCCAGCGGCAGCGCGGAAGAUGGUGAGAAGCCGGCCUUGAAGGGGAACAGCUCCGGCGUGGGCAGCAAUGCUGACCUGACCAUUGUGGAGGAUGAAGAGGAGGAGUCGGUGGACCUGCCGCAGGCGCAGCAGGUGUACGAUGAGAGCGGUUAUGUGCUCAACUCCGAAGAGAUGGAGGGAUCCGGUGAGAAACAGGUCCAGCCGGCCGUGCUGCAGGUGGACCAGACAGCCUGAGUGCACCUACAGCCAGCACACCGGGCCAGGUGCAGAGCCCAGCACUGGCUCAGGGGCAUCCUCAUCCCAAAAGCCACCUCUGCACCUCUCCAUCUCUUCCUGCUCCCAGCUGUGACUGUCCAGGCCAUAAGCACUGGUCAUGCCCUCAGAUACACACGAAAUCAAGGAAGCACAUCGCCAGGGGUUCCACUUUUCAUUUGCUCCUAAGGUCUGUUGCUGUAGAAUUUCUCCAAGUUUGGAAUAAGAAAGGGAUGGGGCAGUUAAAAACCACCAAUCAAUUUGGCUUAGUCAGGAAAACUAAAGUAGAUUUAAGACAGUAGUCAUGAAAUGUGAUUUUUUUUUUCUUGUCAUUCUAUCAGCUUGCUGAAUUGUGUAGCAGUAACAUAGUGAUUUCUCACCAUGGUCUAUGAAUGAUUAGUCUUCAAGUAUGUGACCUAGAAUACACAGAAGUCUGUACACUGAAAAUACAACUCUGUAUUUUAGGGGAAAAAUAUUUACAAAAGAUAGCGCGUCAUGCUCAGCUGAUUAUUCUCCUAUAGGAACCUUGUUCAUUCAUUACACGUGGAGGGAUUGAACAGGGAUUGAUCAGCUGUGAUGGUCAGGUAAGGGCAAGGGGACUAGUAAGCUAAGAACCUAGGGUGGCGCGAUUGGAACACAAUAAACGGAAUACAAAGGAGACCAAAAAGAAGGA